AUGACUGAAGUACAACAACAACAACAGAGUGUUAUAACUCCUUGGAGUUGCUCAUUCAUGACAAGGGAUGAGUUCAAUCAGCUGUCACAACAACCUUUACAGAUAGUCUCAAGGGCAGAGUUAAAGAUCAAACAACUGCUACAACAGUUGGAGACUGUGUCUGCUAAGCAAUCAGUUGAUUCUACAAAUGCUGAACAACUAUUCCAACAACUUGAGACCAACUAUAUCAACUGUAAAAAGGAUUAUGAUACAAUCAAUCAAGAUAAUCAAAGGUUCAGAGAUGAGAUACAACAACUAAGCCAAAAGAAUGCUGAACUAUUGGAGGAGUCACAUAGGUUUAGACAGAUGUCUAUUGAGAAGGAGUCAAGAGCUAAUACAUUGGGCAAGCUGUAUGAUGAGUUGCAUCAGGAGAAGGUGGGACUGCAUAAUAUCAUCGAGAGGAAACAGAGAGAGUUGGGCGAGGAGACCGACACUGUGAAGAAGUUGACCGAGCGUCUCAACGAGUCGAUCCAGUCCAAGACCGAGCAGUCGUCCAAACUACUCACACUCGAGAACGAGAAGACAUCCAACGAGUACCUCAUCCGUCGUCUCAAGCAAGAGAUCGAUGAGCUCAAGACCCAGAACAAGCACAUGGACGAAGUCUGUCGCAAGCACACCCAGUCCUACUACGUCGACCUCAAGGAGCUUAAAUCAAACCUCUCAGAGAUGACUAGCAAGGCUGAGCAGCUGGCUGAUGAGAACGCCAGAGUGAGGAAGCAGAUGGCGUCACUGCAGGACAGAGAGGACGAGUAUGAGAAGACGAUUGAGACACAUUUGCGCGAGAUCAAGGCUAUGAAGGAUGAGCGCGCACAGAACCUGGCACAGUUUGAGCAGGAGUUGGAGAUGCAGAAGCGUCUGGUCACGCUAUACAAGGAGGGCCAGGAGGACGCCACCAAGAAGAUCACCACCCUGCAGUCCCAGAUCGACUCACUCAAGGAGGUCGACCGCAAGCUGCGCAAGGAACACGAGGAUGCCUACAAGAAGAUGGAGGACGCCUACGAUUCGCUCGAGGAGAACUACCAGCGCGUGUGCAAGGAGUUUGAUGAGUACAAGACUAGCAGCGACAAUAACAACAACAACGCCGCAACACCCGAUCUGUCGCAGAUGGACGUGCCCGUGCUAUCGGACCCCACCAAGCGCCGCAUCCAAGAGGUCACCAGUCUGGGCAGCCGCGAGGAUAUGCGUCGCGAGCUGCUCGACAUGGUCGUUCGCUACGACGACCUUGCCAAGAUCACUCUCAAUGAGCGCCGUCAGAAGCGCUUCCUACAGGACAACCUGGACCACGUCCUGCGCGAGGUCGAGAAGAAGGCCCCAAUCAUACACGAGAAGAACCGCGAGUUCCAGCGCCUGCUCAAGACUCAGGAGAAGCUGCUCAACACAUACCAGGAGCUGCAGUCCGAGAAGGACACCCUCUCCCUCAAGGUGUCGACCAUCACCACCGAGAAUGUUAAGCUGAGACAAGAGGCCAACGACCUGCAAAAGCAGGUGCGCAACCUUCUCAAGGAGGCACUGGACAACAACAAGAGCGUGGCAGCAGUUCAGGCACAGUCGCCAUCGCUCGUUCCCGAGCAGAUGAGGCGCUCAUCACUCUCGUCGUCGACACUCUCCACAUCAGAGAUCGAUCAGAUUAUACCUGACUCAUUGAUCACAUUCAACACGAUCGAGGAGCUGCAGGUCAAGAACCAGGAGCUGCUGCGCAGCGUCAGACGACUCAGCCAAGAGAUGGCCUCGCACAACCAGAAUGACAAGAAGCUCGAGAUGGCUAUCCAGGAGCUCGAGAUGCUGCGCUCGUCGCGCGAGCGACAGGCCGAAGCCAUCCAAUCGUUGGUCAAGCAGCGCGAUCACUACAAGAACCUCUCGCAACAGUCUGGCCUGUACGCCAGCGACAACUCUAUCUCAUCGCCCGUCAAGACCAUGUCGGCGUCGUCUCUCUUUGGCUCUGGCUCAUCGCCAUUUGGCAAGCAGUCGACUGGUGGUGCUUCCAAGUCCCCCAACCAGCAACAGCAACAACACAUGUCCGCGUCGUACAACAGCGAGGAGGACAAGAAGGAGAUUGAUCGCCUGCAGAAAUCACUCAGGGAGCUUCAGCACGAGUACGAGCAGUACACCGCCGACCGCAAGGCCAACGACAGAGACAAUAUGGCCAAGAUCGACAAGCUCAAGGAGGAGAACACCUCGUUCAAGGUGAGCGUGGCGCAGGUGCAGGGUCAAAACAACCUGCUGGAGGAGCGCACCAAGAUGCUGACGAGCACGUACGAGUCCCAGAAGAAGGACGUCGAGUCGUACCGCGAGAAGAACAACGAGUGCAUGCAGAUCAUCGUCAAGCACCAAAAGACGCUGGAGGAGAACCGCACAACCAUCUCGCAUCUGCAAGAACAGACGCGCCUGCUCGAGACCAAGGUAGCCAACUUCAAGAGCGAGAAUGAGAUCAUCAAGUCGUCGGAGCUGCGUCUCAUCGAGAGCAACAAGUGGCUGUCAAACGAGAAGAUCAACCUGGAGAACAUACUCAACACGAUCAACUCGAUGAACCUCUCCAAGGAGGGCGCCGAGCAGGAGCUGCGUCGCAAGCUGGAGAACGACAUCAACUCACAGGAGACCAGCCGUCUCGCGAUGAAGAAGGAGCUCGACGACGAGCGCCAGGCGAACAAGGACAACACCCUCAAUCAGAACCAUCAGUUGAACGAGAUGCGCGAGCGCGUCGAGAAGAAGGAGAAGGAGGUGACCGAGCUCAAGGAGAAGGUCCUCAAGUCCAAGAUCGUCGAUCAGACUCAGCAGCAGAGGAUCACAUCACUCGAGUCCCAACUCGCCAAUGCCGAGGUGCGAUUCAACGCACUGAUCGAGAGGAGCCAGCAUCAGGCCGCCGGUGCGCCCUCAUCAUCCAGCAACGCCGCUAGCCAGGAGGCGUCGUCCAACAACGCCGUGACCAGUCUGGACCUGUCGCUGGCGCGCUCCGAGAUCGAGAGUCUCAAGGAGUCGCUCGAGCAGGAGAAGGACAACGUCAUCCACUACAAGUCAAUCGCAGUGUCCAGCGAGAGCGACCUGACCAAGCUAAAGGAGGAGAACACCAAGCUGCAGCUGGAGUUUGAGGAGAAGCUGAAGGAGGUCGUGGAGGCCAACGCCAGCCUGCAGGAGCAGCUCAAGGAACAGUCGGUCAAGAUGGAGAAGUACGAGCAGUUCUCGUCCACUCACAAGCAGGACAUCGACCUGAUCGUCGCACAACGCGACAGCCUCACCACACAGAAGGACACUCUUCUUGCGACAAUCAACACCUUGCAGGCGGCCCAAGAGCAGGCGGUCAAGGAGGCGUCGAUCCAGUCAGAGAUGGCCGAGCGAGCCACCAAGAAUUACGAGCGCGAGCUCAUGCUACACGCUGAGGACAUCAAGAUUCUGCCAGCACUGCGCAACGAGCUGCAGGAGGCCAAGCACAUGAUCAACUCGCUCACUUCCAAGAUGGAGAGCAGCGUUGGCGCGUUCGAGGAGACACAACGCUCGUGGCUCGAGCAAGAGACCCUGCUCAAGGCACAGAUCACCGAGUUUGAGGAGCGUAUAAAGGACAUGAAGCAUCAGAACACGCUGCUCCAAUCACAGAUCGACACCAUCUCGCAGCAGUCUUCCAAGAUCGAGAGGAUGACCGCGUUCAUUGGCCAGGCACAGUCGGGCUCGAUGGACAAUACCGGCAUGGACGAGAAGGAGAAGCUCAUUGCCAAUCUUCGCGAGCUUACACAGGUUCAGGCGCGCGAGCAAAAGAUACUGGAGGUGCGCAACGAGUCGCUCACACAGGAGAACAGCCGUUUGCGCCAGACCACCCAACAGAACCAGCGCACGAUCGAGACUCUCACACAGAAGCUGCAGGAGCAGCAAGACCAUCUCAAGAACAUUGUGUUUAGCGCACGCAAGCACGAGGAGGUCCUUAAGCAGCUCGACCAGAUGAACCUGUUCCGCGAGAGCAACAUCAUGCUAAAGGAGGAGACUAACAAGCUGCAGGCUCAGCUCAAGAUCGCCCAUGCCAGUCACAAGGAGAUGGAGGAGAAGCUGGUACCGCUCGUUCAGCAGACACGUUCAUUGGAGCGCGAGAACCAGGUCCUCACCGGCGAGAUUGAGGCACAGCGCAUUGAGAUUAGCAACUGGUCGACCAAGGUUGAGAAGCUGCUUCACAAGUAUCAGAGCAUCGACCCAGAGGUUCAUCAGACACUGGUGGUCCAGCAUGAGACACUCACCAAGGAGAACCAGAGCCACAUCGAGCAGCUCGAGGAGGUGAAGAAGCAUGCCAAGCACUGGAAGGAUGAGGCCAAGAAGGCGCAGCUGGUCAUCCAAACACAGAAGCACGAGAAGACCGAUCUGGAGACGGCCAAGAAGACGUUGGAGGACUCCCUAAGCCAGCAGAGACUGCAACUCGAAGCCGCCCAGCAGACGCACGGCUCAGCCAACGAGACGUACGAGAAGAAGAUUGAGGACCACAAGAAGAAGCAACAGAACCUUCUCAAGAUGGUCAAGGAGUCAAAGGAGAAGAAUGAGACGCUCACCAAGACACUGAGCGAGAAGGAGAAGUUGCUGAAGGAGGCCACCGAUGCCAAUGAUAUGAUGAAGUCCAAGAUGAAGGUGUAUGAGAUGCGCUCAAAGGCACCUGCCACAGCACAACCGGUAUCGGCGCCUACAUCCCCGUUGCCCACUCCAGAGAAGCAAGCGGCCGCGCCUGUGCCACCAUCGACACCUGUGGCUGCACCAGCACUUCAGGGUGCUGUCGACUCUCAGCAGUCACCACAACAGCCACCAAUCAGACGCCAGUUUAAGAAGCAGGCUGCCCCUGCAAUGUCCACAUUCUUGAACAAGGUAGCCCCCUCAAUAUUCGCAGCGGCCUCAACACCAGCAACACCCGCGCCAUUGGCAGCAACACCUACACCUGCACCAGCAACACCUACACCAACACCAUCCAUUUUCUCCCCAACUCUAUCGACAGCCUCGACCACUCCAGCACCUGCCAUACCAGCUGUCUUUGUUCCAACACCAUCCACAGUUCCAGCCACAUCCAUCACAAGCACAGCCACAACACAGAUUGACUCGCCCGUCAUGGCUACAGGUGGUGAGCAGCAAGCUGCUUUAGAAAUGGACUCCACAAAGACUCAACAACAGCAACAACAACUUAUUGUUGCCCCAACUUCAGAGACGGAUCAGCAUACUCUAUCUCCACCACACACACCAAUCAAUGAUCAAUCGAUGAUUGAUUCGCCAUCACAGACAGAGGAACAUAUGUCCGAGUCAAAGGAGGACGAGGAGGGCAAGGACAUGGGAGACGAGACCGGCGUCGACUCAUCCUUUGACACAGAGGUGCAGACGACGCACGCUGUGAAGAAACAGAGACUCGAUGUACACGACUCCCAGAACACAUACUCUGACGAUGAGGGUGGCAUUGAGGAGGAGGAGAACAUGGACGUUCCAAACGAGGUCAUGGAGGACGAGGAUGGAAUUGUGCAUGAGGAAGACAUCACUUCAUCGACAGACCUGACUACCAGCUCAUCAUCCAACGCUGAUAUUCCUGCACAAUCAGAGACCACAACUACCACCACAACUACAACAACUUCAUCAUCAUCAUCUUCAUCAUUAGCAAUGGCGCAAACACCAUCAACACCAUCAGCAGUACAACAACAACAACAACAAACUACAGAUACACCAUCGUCUACAGGCAAGAGAAAGCUCAAUAGGAAUACGAUUGCCGGAGUAGUUCCAGCAAUGCCCCAGUUUGUCAAUAUUACCAAGCAGCCACGCAAGAGCAUCAAGAGCAAUGCUGCGGCUACACCAGGCGCAGCGGCAACACCCGAAUCGACACCAGGUGCCUCGCAGCCAGACACUCCAGCUGCACUGACAGACAAUGCUACGACACCCGGCGGACAAUAA
Acytostelium subglobosum LB1 is the source of this 5931-nucleotide messenger RNA. RefSeq lists its product as hypothetical. Bases 1 to 5931 code for a protein of 1976 amino acids. Lineage: Eukaryota; Evosea; Eumycetozoa; Acytosteliales; Acytosteliaceae. Gene Ontology annotation, biological process: mRNA export from nucleus; protein import into nucleus. The transcript is spliced from 4 exons. The record is from RefSeq and is a predicted model, not a curated record. Gene Ontology annotation, molecular function: structural constituent of nuclear pore. Gene Ontology annotation, cellular component: nuclear pore.